This is a messenger RNA of Zingiber officinale, 1298 nucleotides long. RefSeq names its product 14-3-3-like protein GF14-C. Gene Ontology annotation, biological process: signal transduction. Gene Ontology annotation, cellular component: cytoplasm. The transcript has 6 exons. Lineage: Eukaryota; Viridiplantae; Streptophyta; Magnoliopsida; Zingiberales; Zingiberaceae. Bases 189 to 1013 code for a protein of 274 amino acids. The record is from RefSeq and is a predicted model, not a curated record.
CGGUGAGCCGUUGGGUAGACAAGGUGUUGCCCUAUUUUCUCCCAUCACGGCUCUCUCUCUCUCUCUAGAAAGCACGAUCCAAAAGGCAGGGAAAGGGUAGAGGGCAAGGAUUGGGAGAAAGAAUCGCUAGGGCGUCUCGCUUCCUUGGCGUUGAAGGAGGAAGAUUUCUGUGAUCCAGAUCUAGCAACAUGUCUCCUGUGGAAUCCUCGCGCGAGGACAAUGUAUACUUGGCGAAACUGGCAGAGCAGGCAGAGCGGUACGAGGAGAUGGUGGAAUACAUGGAAAAGGUGGUGAAGACAAUCAACACGGAGGAGCUUACUGUGGAGGAGCGCAACCUCCUCUCAGUAGCCUAUAAGAACGUGAUUGGGGCUAGACGUGCAUCCUGGCGCAUCAUCUCUUCAAUUGAACAGAAAGAGGAGGGUCGUGGUAACGAGAAUCAUGUGACACUGAUCAAGGAGUACCGCAGCAAGGUGGAGGCUGAGCUCGGCAAGAUCUGCGAUGGCAUCCUGAAGCUGCUUGAUUCCCACCUGGUCCCCUCUGCCAGUACUGCUGAAUCCAAAGUGUUUUACCUCAAGAUGAAGGGUGAUUACCACAGGUCGGUCAGUCCAAGAUAUUUUGGCAUAGAAAAGGAUAGGUACCUCGCAGAGUUCAAGACUAGUGCCGAGAGGAAGGAAGCUGCUGAGAGCACUCUGUUAGCUUACAAAUCUGCACAGGAUAUUGCUUUAGCUGAUCUUGCUCCAACUCAUCCUAUAAGGCUUGGGCUGGCACUUAACUUCUCUGUGUUCUACUAUGAGAUUCUUAAUUCACCAGAUCGUGCUUGCAGCCUCGCCAAGCAGGCAUUUGACGAGGCUAUCUCGGAACUGGAUACAUUGGGCGAAGAAUCGUACAAGGACAGUACCUUGAUCAUGCAACUUAUACGAGACAACUUGACACUGUGGACCUCUGACAUUACGGAGGAUGGAGCUGAUGAGAUCAAGGAAGCCUCAAAGAAAGAAUCUGGAGAGGGACAGUGAUCUCAACUUAGUUCGUAGUUUACGCGGAUAUAAAAAUCCAUUGUUUCAAGUAGGCGUAGUUACUAUCUAGUAAGUUUCAUCUGCGUGUGGACAUACCUAGACAACUAGUAUUGCCUAAAGAUCGAAUUCACAUUUGUCGUAAGUUUUCCCCAUUGCCGUACCACCCCGCUUGUGAUGGAAAACUCAGUGUCUCAUUCUGAUUUAAGGUGGAUGUGGAUUGGGUAAAUCAUGUUCUUGAAAUGGUUCACAAGAAGGAAUAGAAUUGCAUUACGAGUUGAAUUGCUA